This is a messenger RNA of Pungitius pungitius (ninespine stickleback), 6119 nucleotides long. RefSeq names its product BTB (POZ) domain containing 7 (gene btbd7). The record is from RefSeq and is a predicted model, not a curated record. Gene Ontology annotation, molecular function: protein binding. Lineage: Eukaryota; Metazoa; Chordata; Actinopteri; Perciformes; Gasterosteidae. Gene Ontology annotation, biological process: morphogenesis of a branching epithelium. Bases 476 to 3817 code for a protein of 1113 amino acids. The transcript is spliced from 11 exons.
UCGGGAUAGGCCAUAACAACCACCCAACAAGGCGUCGUGCUACUAAGGGGAAAUACCGAACCUAACCGAUAAAAAGACGGUGUUGGUUUAGUUUAUAGCCAGGAUAAAUGCUGAAAAUUCGCCGGAAGUCGAUUUGAGUCAUAGUAGCGAUCAAAUGUGAACGUUGACGUCGAGCCGUGCGUAAUGAGCAGAGUUAGAAAAAAGAAGGUGUUGAGCUGCAUUUUUUUUCUCUCCUUCUCUCCCUCUCUCCCCCUGCCAGGGAUAACUUGGGUUUGGAGUACUGUCCAAACUACGAGGUGAUACGAAUCGAUACAACGUCCACGAAGCUCUUCACUUUUCGGUAUGGCAGGCUGGGCCCGGGGCUCUGAGAAUCCGCGCCUGAACCACUGCUGACGAUUUGAGAGGAACACGUUGUCUGAGCAGAAUGACUCAGCAGGAGGGGGGACCCCCACAUAGCAAGUGAAGAGAAGUGAGGAUGGGUGCUAAUGGAUCCAGCUAUCCACACUCAUGCUCCCCACGCAUAGGGGGGAAUGCGCAGGCACAGCAGACUUUUAUAGGGACCUCGUCCUACUCUCAGCAGGGGUAUGGCUGGGAGUCCAAGUUAUACAGCCUGGAGCACGGACAUGAGCGCCCCACAGACAGGAAGAAGAAGAGCCUUGGUCUGGCCACCCUCAAACGGAGGUUCAUCAAAAGGAGGAAGUCCAGCCGCUCGGCGGAUCAUGCGCGACAGAUGCGAGAGCUUCUGUCCGGGUGGGAUGUCCGGGACACAAACGCCCUGGUGGAGGAAUACGAGGGCACGGCAGCCCUCAAGGAGCUGAGCUUCCAAGCGAGCCUCGCUCGCGCCGAGGCCCCCAGCCUGCAGCGGAAUCUGGCGGCCCUCUACCAGCACAAGUACUGCACCGACGUGGACCUCAUCUUCCAAGGUACUUGCUUCCCGGCCCACCGGGCCAUCCUGGCGGCCCGCUGCCCCUUCUUCAAGACUCUGCUGUCAUCGUCCCCCGGGUACGGAGCGGAGGUCCUCAUGGACAUUGAGACGGCCGGCAUCGACGUGCCCAUGUUCUCUGCCCUUCUCCACUACCUGUACACAGGGGAGUUUGGGGUGGGCGGGGCAGAGGACACCAGGCUGCAAAACGUGGAUGUACUGGUUAAACUCAGUGAGGAGUUCGGGACACCCAACUCCCUGGAGGCGGACAUGAGGGGCCUGUUUGACUACAUGUGUUACUAUGACGCUCUGCUCAGCUUCUCGGCGGACUCUGAGAUGAUCGAGAGCUGUAAUGAGCGAGGCGCUGUCGCCGCGGCGCCAACACCAGGUCCCGGUUGCCCCGGGACCCCAGACGAGGACCUUAGGGCUCACAAAGCUAUCCUCUCGGCGCGAUCCCCCUUCUUUCGGAACCUUUUGCAGAGGCGCAUCCGCACGGGAGAGGAAAUGACCGAGCGCACAUUGCAGACGCCGACCCGCAUAGUGCUGGACGAGUCCAUCAUCCCGCGGAAAUAUGUGCAGGUUAUCCUCCACUGCAUGUACACGGACGCGGUGGAACUCGGCCUGGUGCUGCGCGGCAGCCCCUCGGCGGGCAGCCUCGGCGAGGUGCAAGCCCUGGUGUCCGGGGGCCGCGGAGCGAGCACGCGCACCGAGGAAGCCAUGGAGCUGUACCACAUCGCUCUAUUCUUGGAGUUCAGCAUGCUUGCGCAGGGCUGUGAGGACAUUGUUGUGGAAAGCCUGUCCCUGGACUCGCUCGUCCCCAUCCUGAAGUGGAGCUCUCAGCCGUAUGGCUCCAAGUGGGUCCACAGGCAGGCCAUGCACUUCCUCUGUGAGGAAUUCAGUCAGGUCGUCACUUCAGAUGUUCUCUAUGAGCUUAGCAAGGAGCACCUUCUCUGCGCAAUCCAGUCCGACUACCUACAGGCGAGUGAACAGGACAUUCUCAAGUAUGUUGUUAAGUGGGGCGAGCAGCAGCUUAUUAAGAGGAUGGCAGACAGGGAGCCAAACCUUUUGAGCGGCACAGCCCACAGCGUAAACAAGAGGGGAGUAAAAAGGAGGGACCUGGAUGUGGAGGAGUUGAAGGAGAUCCUGUCCCCCCUCUUGCCCUUUAUCCGAACUGAGCACAUCUUGCCUCCCAACAGUGACGUCCUCGCUGAUGCGCUUAAAAGAGGUUUGAUAAGCACCCCUCCCUCAGACAUGCUGCCCACAGCUGAGGGGGGGAAAGCCAAUGUCUGGCUACGGCAGAAGAAUUCGGGCAUCUAUGUGCGUCCCCGCCUCUUCUCUCCUUAUGUGGAGGAGGCUAAGUCUGUGCUUGAUGAGAUGAUGGUGGAGCAGACAGACCUGGUGCGUUUGCGAUUAGUGCGCAUGUCCAACGUCCCAGACACACUCUAUAUGGUCAACAACGCAGUUCCUCAGUGCUGUCACAUGAUCAACCAUCAGCAAAUGGCAAGCAACUCAACCGCAGCUCCAUCGGUUGUGGCCAAUGAAAUUCCAGUGCCAAAGCUGUCCGUGGUAAAGGAGAUGAUCCGUAGGCUGCAGGAACUGAGACACACUGAGCAGGUCCAGAGAGCCUAUGCCCUCAACUGUGGUGAAGGCGCCACCGUCAGCUAUGAGCUGCAGCUGCGGGUGCUGAGGGAGUUUGGUCUGGCGGACGGAGCCACUGAGCUGCUGCAGAACCCGUACAAGUUCUUCCCUGAUGAGCGAUUCGGAGACGAGAGUCCAAUCCUGGCUCUACGCCAGGUGGGUCGGUGUCGGGUAAACAGCAGCCCGGCCAUGGAUAGCAUGUUCUCAGAGCUAGAAGGGGUAGUUGGCUUUCACCCUCCCCUACCUCCUCCACCUCCCCCAUACCACCCACCUGCCACACCCAGCCAUGCUCAGCUCAAAGGGGCCUGGCGUCCUCGUGUGCCCAUGCCGACCCCUACCCGUUCCUUCUCCUACCCUUGCAACCGCUCCCUGAUCCAGCGCCAUGCGGCCGCUAAGCAUGGCAGCUCAGACUACUCCUCUGUGCCCAGGCCCCAGCCCCCAGACUGCACCAACCCGCAGGCUAUGGGCAGAGCUUUGCUUUCUGACCAGCAAGCGAUGAGCAUGGAGCCUGUUAUGAGGGAGUUCAUGCCUGACAUUGCAUUGGGUGUCUCUGUCAUGUCCCUGCGGGAGCAGCACAUGGCAGAGUUGGACAGGGAAGGCCCUCACGGCCCAAUGGGUCCCUCUGGGCACCAUCUGCCCCAUGGGCCCUGCCCGUCUGCCCGCCAUAGCCAUGGCCACGGCCCCGGACAUGGCCACUCGUGCAAGAGACACGCUCCAGAACCCAAGCUGGAGGCUCAAGCCGAAUUCCCUGACCUCUAUGACUUCUCCUGUCGACCUGCAACGCCGACCUCCACUCAUCCUCUGCCCUCCUUUGCAGGACCAGACCUCUACAGCCACAGCUGCACUCCCCCCAGCUCUUAUCCACCCCCCUACAUUUCUGAAUCUCAUCCCCAUGGCCGCCCGCAGGGACGGACUGCCCCAGACCCAUUACGUCUGGAUGUCCUUAGUAUGACCUCUCAGAGGCACGAUGGAGUCAUUGCCAGCCCUUCUGGGGCCCAACCUAGGAUGGGACACAUCCCAAGGGGGCGAUCCAAUGAGACAGACUUGACUCACGGCUUAGGACAUUUACGGCCUCCCAGUGGGAACAUGGACAGCUAUGAGGAGAGGCACACGGGACCGAGAGAUGCCCCGGAGGAAAUGGUUCUAGCUGGAGAAUCCCUCCAGCAGCCUCACAGGAACAGUGUCAGCGAGGAGAUCGCCAGAGACCGCAGGUCACCCAGCAAGCCGGACUACCCUUAUAAGAAAUCUGCACUUUAACCCCAUUUGAUGCCCAGGGGUUGAGUUACAAAAAGGGAAAGCAUGAUGAGUGUCUGUCCAUCCAAGUGGAUGGCAAAGCACUAAAUGUGUGUGUGUGUGUGUGUGUGUGUGUGUGUGCGUGUGUGUGUGUGUUUGUUUUAGAGGAGCAAGUUGAAGGGGGGGCGGUCGAUGAUUGCUAUUUAUUAUUUCUGACCUUUUUGUCCUACCUCUAUCACACUGUGCUAUCCAUCACACAGUCAGAGUAUGGAACGGGUGUUGUCCGCUUGUAGUGCUUGAUCUCUGCAAUCCUGCGUAGUCCUGCUGGUGCAGAAGAUGACUCGGUCUCUAUCAGGACAGAUUCUAACGAAAGACUUUGGCUCUAUGCCGUGCGAGUCCUGCAUGGGGAGUUCACAAAACUAUAUGUAGCUAAGUUAUGAACUGAAAACAGUUACAUUCAUGAGCUCUGUUGUCUCUCUGUUGUUUUAGGCAUCGAAUGGGGAGAUGGUGGGAUAGAGGUCUCGAUUUACACAAGCAAGCAGUGAUACACCGUCUGGGAACGAGAGUAUUGUGAUAGAAUCAUGUGUAAAUACAUCUGACUGUAUUCUUUUCCUUCCGUUGUUUUUCUUUCCACUUUUUUCUGUAGCAUGCCUAUAGCAACCCACUUGACUAGUUUCCCCCACCUGGUUCUGCAGUGCCGAUUGAGGGGGCUGAUGCUUGUUCACACAAAGCGGGAAUCGGAUCUGACAGGAAGUAGGUCAUCCGAGUUCGUCAUUCUCCUGUUACCGAGUCUGAUAAUUGUGUCGGGGUUUACCGAUUCUAGGAGUGUCUCGCUUGGAAGCGGACGCCGGGUGCUUUCAGAGGGCUGCGGGAGGCAGGAAGGAGCACGAGCUGGGCUCAUUACUGAAAUACAGUGAGAAAAUAUAGGGGUGCCAUGGCAACUAACGUAGAAGUGAUCGUAAGGAGUACUGGGGGGGGGGGGGGGGGGGGGUUGUUGGGUUUUCAGCUGAAACGGGGAGCGUGAGUGUGUGCAAGGACGCCUUUGAUACAACCUCAGUACUGUACACCCAUUUUUAGCAAGGUUUGUAUGUACGUAUCACAGAGUCAGAUGAUUUAAACCGAUUCUUUGCCAGUGUUAUGGUCAGUGAGCGAGAGACUCUUGCUCUGUUUUAAUCCAAUAGCAUAAAGUAAUCAAAUCUAAAGCCUUAAUCAGUACUCGGAGUAUUCAGUUUUAGCUACUUUUGUUCCAUUAUGAUGUCAUAUCGCUACCCCUGUUUAUUGCUUUUUGGACUGUUCUCUUCACUAUGGACACAUUAACUACCCCCUUCCCCCCUCCACCCACCCAAACGCUAACUUGUUUUUUCACAUCAGGCCUCCAUCAUGCCACCCCAUGCAAGAUUGUUGACCUGCAUGGUCAGCUUUGAUACUAAUAAAUAUACUGUUAAAGAGCCACAGCAGCUGUAGCUCCAGCAUCAUGCAAGUACACACAACAAAGCCUGCUGGCUUGCGACCUCACAUACCAGUAUCAUUGUGUGUUAGCUGAAGGGAAAGGAACACGUUUUGAACAAAAGGUAUCUUGUAUUGAAGAAAAGUUGACGAUCGUCUCAAAUCUCCAAUGAAAUUGUAUAUAAUGAAUUGAGCUUUAUUCCGAUUUUUUUAUUUUAUGGUUUCUAUCACAUUUUAAUGGUUGUUGAAGGUUUGAGUUUUUACUGUAGUGUACAACACUGUGUACUUUGUCAUGAAAUUUCACCAAGAAUGUGUGGUAUAAAACAAAGAUGGUGUCUCAAUCUAUUUCUUUCCUCAGUGUUGCGCAUUAGGACAGUCUGUUCCAUGGUGUAGGUGGUGUGGAUUACAAUGUUUGUAGAGAUGUUUCUUUUCUUCCCCAUUCUUUACUUUCAAAGUAACAUGCAUAUGUAGAGGAUCUGAAGGUUUCAUUCGCCCUCUGCUUGGCAGUGAUGAAGUUGCUGAGCAAAAAAAUAUUUUUUCCAUCAAGGUUGCUUCAUGGGGAAAAAAUGCUAAACUCCAGAUUCCUCCCCAUGUUCAUGUUGGUUAGUUGUUUAAUUUUCCGGGACAAUGUUCCAUUGAAUAAAAGUCCUUGUUUUGCUCUUUGCUGUGGAGAAGUCAGUGCCUUCCCCGCCUGCGGCUGGGCUUUUAUUAGAGAAGUGACUUUGAUGUUCUAUGCAAGCUCUUUUCUACCAGCUUACCAGCCUGCAUCAAAUAGUCCUUUGAAAUCUCAUGUAGCUCAUUUUGUGUAGUGUUAUUUAGCACCUUUUGGAAUUGAACCAUCUGAACUGUAUGAUUGCUUGUAUUGGAUUUUAACAGGUAC